Molecule: messenger RNA, 962 nt
Organism: Ceratotherium simum simum (southern white rhinoceros)
Lineage: Eukaryota; Metazoa; Chordata; Mammalia; Perissodactyla; Rhinocerotidae
Source: RefSeq, a predicted model, not a curated record
CUGUUUCCUUUAAAGAAACAUGGCGAAUUACUACAAAGUACUAGGGGUGCCUCAAAAUGCUUCCUCUUCUGAUAUUAAGAAGGCUUAUCACCAGUUAGCUCUUCAGGUGCACCCAGACAAGAACCCAGAAAACAAGGAGGCAGCUGAGGAGAAAUUCAAACAAGUAGCAGAGGCCUAUGAGAUCUUGUCCGAUGCUGAGAAACGCAACAACUAUGACAAGUCCAGAGGGAACCGCUAUGGAGACAACAGAAACAAAAACUAUUCGAAGGGGGAACUGUGGUUUGAGAGGCCACACCGUGGCUUUCAAAAUGUCUUUGAAGAUGAAGACCUCUUCUCAGGAGAUUAUUUUUCCACUGGCCGUGUGGGUAGGGCCAGGAGAUUCUGUUCCUCCUUCUUUGAUGUGAUGCCCAUAUUGGACACAGGAUUUUCCACUUUUGUAUCUCUGGGUUCCAGACCAAGUCCACCUUCCUCUGGGACAUUUGUACCCUUUGUAAGCAGUGGAAUGGGAAACUUCAGAUUGGUCACCACUUGUAGCCAGAUAGUGAAUGGCAAGAGAAUUGUUACAAAGAAAGUUCUAGAAAAUGUGGGAAGGAAGACUGAAGUGAAAAAAGAAAGCCUAUUUCAUCAGAUUCCUCUACAUCAUUGAUAUGGAGUUGCUGCUGUGUUCAUUCACAGGAGACUUUCCUAUGAAGCUGGUGAGUCUGAUGCUUAUCAAAGACAGAAUUGGAAUCUGAGAGUGUAUUGAACUGAAAUGGACAGAAGUCAGCUUAGUCCAAACUUCUCAUUUCACAGAGGAAGGGAGUAAUGGGCCAGAUCUUGUACAAGGAACUAGGAAGCAGCAGAGUUUGGCUUCCAGCCCGUCUUCUGGUUCUAAACUGAGCCUUCUUUUCCCCUGCACUAUAUUUGGGACAGUAGAGACCAACACCACAAAUAUGGCCUUCUGAAUCAGUUGCAGGACCCUU